AGUAAACAAAAAAAAAAAAAAAAAAACCUUUUGCCUCAGAGCAAACGUCAACUCAAGUAGAGGGCGAUAUCGUGGUGUUAUCGUGGUUGUGUUCAUGUAUUACUACAAUGUCAUCGGUUGAUUACCUGAGACAGUUUGUCAGCGAGCGGCUGACCGCUGCUGCUGAAGAAAUAUUCGUGGUUUUUGAACGAAUAAUCGUCGAGUACGAGGGAGAGAUGGACCGUCAGCGCAGACUGCUGGGUGUCGUUUUGAACCCCGAAAUAAAGUUGAACAGAAUAGAGCUCCCACAGCAGCAUGUCAGUACAGAGGAGGGUCCCGUUAAGCAGCGGCUCUGCAACCAGGAGAGGAAGUCCAGUCUGGACCAAGAGGAUCCACAGCCUCCACAGAUUAAAGAAGAAGAAGAAGAAGAAGAAGAGGAGGAAACAUCCAGCAGUCAGGAAGGAAAGCAGCUUGAACUGAAACAGGAGAUUGACACCUUCAUUUUUAACCCUCCUUAUGAUGAAAGUGACCACGGUGAGGCAGAUCUGAACGUACGCCAGGUGGACCGCUCUCGUGACGUGAAGAGCCAGAAUCAGGAAGAGGAUCAGUUUCAAGACUUUGAGUUGACAAGAAAUGAAGAGCAACAACCAGAGACCAGCUUGAGUCACGUUUUCAAUGUAUACAACUCUAACUUGCCAGAAAUCCACCCUGACACACACGCAGGUAAAAGGUCUUUCCAGUGUGACACGUGCGGUAAAGAUUUUUCAUGCAUGUCCAAAUUGCAACGGCACCAGAGGACCCACACGGGGGAAAAGCCGUACCUUUGCAACACCUGUGGCAAAGGGUUCUGUGACCUAUCGGUACUUAAAAGGCACAUGAGCGUGCACACUGGUGAGAAGCCGUGCUUUUGUCCGACCUGUGGCAAAAGAUUUAGCGACCUCUCGGUGUUGAGAAGGCACAUGAGCAUCCACACGGGUGAGAAGCCGUUCACUUGCAAAAUAUGUGGGAAAGAUUUCCGCCUCAGCAGCGUCAUGAAAGUCCACAUGAGAACCCACACGGGGGAGAAGCCGCACGUUUGCAAGACCUGCGGGAAACGAUUUUGCGAGCUUUCGGUUUUAGCGAAACACACGAGAGUCCACACAGGUGAGAAGCCGUUCACCUGCAAAACAUGCGGGAAAGAGUUCCGACAGAGCAGUUACUUGAUAGUCCACAUGAGAACCCACACGGGAGAGAAGCCGUACGCUUGCAAAUCUUGUGAUAAAAGAUUCAGCGACAUUUCGGUAUUAAUACGGCAUAUGAAAACCCACACAGGUGAGAAGCCACACCUCUGCAAGACAUGCGGUAAAGGAUUCAGCGACCUUUCAGUGUUGAAAACGCACGCGAGCAUCCACACGGGGGAGAAGCCGUUCACCUGUAGAGUAUGUGGGAAAGAUUUCCGACUCCGGUGCGUUUUGAAAGUCCACAUGAGAACCCACACAGGCGAGAAGCCGCACCUUUGCAAGACCUGCGGUAAAAGUUUUAGCGACCUGUCCGUUUUGAGGAGGCACAUGAGCAUUCACACGGGGGAGAAGCCGUUUGUCUGCCAGACAUGUGGGAGAGCUUUCCGACAUAACAGUUACCUGACAGUUCACAUGAGGACGCAUUCGGAGGAGAGGCCGUUUGUCUGCAAGACAUGCGGGAAAGAUUUCAGACACAUGAAUUCCUUGGUGAAUCACACGAAAACCCACACGGCUUAGAAUCAAUCCCCCCUGAAGCGGCUGCGGAAGAAGUAAUCUUCCUGCACUUCAACUGGCAUAGCAUACACAAUCACAUAAAGGCUUUGCAAUUGUUGAACAUGUGUGGAACUAUUUACUUCCCCUGUUUCACUGCUCAAACACAUACUGUACAAACUCACAGACAUGAACCUCAUGAAUGCGGCACUAGUGUGAAAAGUUUUACUCUGGUGUUUUCAAUGAACAUAUUUUCAAGGUCAUAUAUUAUGCAAAAUACACUUUACCAUGAUUUCCUAACACUAAUAUGUGUCCCUAGAUUGUCUACAAAUUAGGCUUGGGUGGUAUUAAGGUAUACCACGGUAUUUAGAAAUCCCAACGGUAUGACUUUUAAUGCCGUCGAAUAUACAAACGCUACUUUUUCUGUGAAACUGACGCAAAUACAGCGUAACAUGUUGAGGCGAGGAGUUGUAGUGCACAGCACGCGCCAGCAGGGGUCAUUCAACUGCACAUGAAUGAAUGAAACCUUUAUUGCCCCUAGGGGAAUUUGCUUUGCACAGAGCAUAAAAAAAACACAAUCUAAAUAUUUACAGGACAGCACAUAAGAACACAAAAAACACACUAAAGCGUCACAUGUUAAAAUCACCGGAGCGGUUCUUCUGUAAUUAUCUAGAUAUUGUCCGGAGUGCAUAUGUGAAAUUUAGGGGGAUUUAUAGACCUGAUCAAAUACAGGAUCAGAGUGGAUUUAUAAGAAGAAACUUCACAGACAUGUUUUGGGGAGCUCUGAGACUUAUUUUAACUGGUUGAAGAGGAGGAUCAUAUGUCACCUUUAAAUAAUCACUAUAAACAGGAAAGCUGAAACUCCUGUGGUUACAUGAUCACCUUCUGACUGAGAUGCACUUUUACAAAAUCUGCAACUUUGUAAUUAAUGUAAAAUGUUUACUAUAUUAACUGAAAUGUCAAUAUUCUAGCGUCAAUGUUCACUAAUCUUCAUCUCGUGUAUUUCAUAUACUCAUUUUUACAAAAUUGCAUUUCUGGGCAAUCAUUGAAAAUAUUAGUCAACUGGAUAACAAAGCAGUGUCUCUUUAAGUGAUGGUUUGAUCUAGAUGAUUUUUUUGGCCAUGCCAAUACAUAUCACAAUGACAUACUUUUAUAUCACAAAUAUAAUCCUAGUUGUUUAAACUUCUAUGAGGAUUUUUUGAAUAUCUAUGAUAGAAUAAUCUAUGAGGAACCGAAACUGUCAAUAUAUGUCUGAUGCCUCUACAUGACAACUGAGCAGUAACUCCUGUAGACACAUGUUCAUGAACUGGAAUACACUUUUUACAUUUGCAAUAUCUUUCUGAAUGAAUGUGCAUCAUGUAAAUGUAAAGUUUCUCUCCAUAUGACUGUAGCAGUAUGGAUUUCUUUUAAAGAGUAUUUCUAUGACAAUCAGAGUUUCAUUAAUAAAUGGACAUUUUAGGUUUUUUA
Labrus bergylta (ballan wrasse) is the source of this 3155-nucleotide messenger RNA. Its product is annotated as oocyte zinc finger protein XlCOF6-like. Lineage: Eukaryota; Metazoa; Chordata; Actinopteri; Labriformes; Labridae. The record is from RefSeq and is a predicted model, not a curated record.